AUGGCAGGAGUGGGCGACGCAGCGUUCUCGCGGCCGGGCCACCCAUCUUCGGCCUCGUUCUCCUUUUCCUCCUCGUCUCCAUCUGCACCUCCGGCAACUACUCCCUCCGCUGCUCCCAGCCGCUACUUCUCUGAGUUGAAGACUGGCGAGGUACAAGAGCUGUUGGCAGGGCUGCGCGAGGCGUCGGUGGAGCGUGACAUGAACAAGCAGCGCGAGGUGGUGAAGCGCGUUAUUGCCUUCAUGACCGUCGGCAUUGACCUCUCCCGUCUCUUCCCUGAGAUGGUCAUGUCGUGCAACACGAGGGAUGUGGUGCAGAAGAAGCUGGUCUACCUGUACCUGACCACCUACGCCGAGUCGCAUCCGGACCUGUCGCUGCUGGCGGUGAACACCCUGCAGAAGGACGUCACCGACACCAACCCCAUGAUCCGCGGCCUUGCCCUCCGCCACCUCUGCUCCCUCCGACUGCCCGACUUCCUCGAGUACAUGAUCCCGCCCGUCGACAACGGCUUGCGAGACCCGGCGCCGUAUGUGCGGAAGACGGCAGCGCUGGCGGUUGCGAAGCUGCACCGGCUCUCGCCUCAGGUCCUCAAACGACAGAACACGUGGGUGGGCCAGCUCUACGAUCUCGUGGCCGACCGAGACCCGGCGGUGGCGCACAACGCGCUCGCCGCCCUCCAGGAGGUGCUGCUGAGCGCCGGUGGUCCGUCGGUGACCCGCACGCUGGCGAUGCACCUCUUUUCGCGCGUGUCCGAGUUCAAUCCGUGGGCCAUGUGCCUGGUCCUCCAAAUCGCGCUGCGGCAUUCGCCCACCGAGGACGAUUUGUACGAUAUCUUGAACGUGCUCGAGGACCGACUGAAGCUCAACAACCCGACCGUCAUCUUCGCCGUCCUGCAGGCCUUCCUCCACCUCACCGACGGUUUGCCCAUUCGCGAGCAGGUCUAUGGUCGGCUGGUGGGUCCGCUGAUCACGGUCCUGUCGAGCGCCGGCCCCGAAGAGGCCUGGACCUGCCUUCACCACGCGCGGCUCCUUGCCACGGUCGCGCCGCAACACUUCUCGGCCCACUACAAACAUUUCUUUUGUCGGUACAACGACACAUCGGCGGUGAAGGUGCUCAAGGUGGACAUCCUCACGGACAUCGCAUCGGAGGCCAAUGCGCAGCAGAUCGUCGAAGAGCUCAGCGAGUACAUCCGCGAGGGCGACCACGAACUCGGCAAGCGCGCCGUUGCAGCCAUCGGCCGCAUCGCUGCCGGUGUUCCUCAGGCUGAGUCAUCGGCGGUGUUUGUGGCGCAGGACCUGCUCGGCGCGGCGGCGCACGGCGGGGCCUGGGCCGGCCUCGGCCUUUCGCUCGCGCUGGCGCUGCUUCGUCGCUCGCCAGCCUACGCCGACACGCUCCUCCCGCCCAUCCUCUCCGCCACCAACUCGGCUCGCCUGGAGGACACGGAGGCGCGUGGCGCGUAUGUGUGGGUGCUGGGCGAGUACGGCGAUCGGAUCGGCGAGGCCCCGUACCUGCUGGAGGAGCUGGUGCCGACCUAUGCCGAGCUGCCAGCCGCGCUCAAGCUGCAGCUGCUGUCGGCGGCGAUGAAGCUGCUGUUCAAGCGGGCGCCCGAGAUGCAGCCCGUCAUGGGCCAACUCCUCCACGCCGCCCUCGACGACUCGUCCAACGUGGACGUACGCGACCGCGCCCUCCUCUACUAUCGCCUCCUUCGCCAGCACCUCUCUCAGGCGCGACAAAUCUUCCUCGUGGAGAAGGACCCCAUCGGCGCCUUCACCGAAGAGACCCACACGGAGCUCUACGAGGAGCUGUUGGCCGAGUUCAAUUCGUUGGCGGUGGUCUACGGCCUUCCCUCCCAUCGCUUCCCACGGCCGCCCACCCUCGACAUACGACCAACGGCCGGUUCGGCGGGUGCACCGGCGGUGAGCUCUACGGUGUCGGUCGAGCAGGACGAGAAGCCCGCCGCCCCCUUCACCACCGCGGCCAAGGCCCAGAGCCUGCUCGGCGAGGAGGGUCCGUUGGUGCUGCGACCGCGCGCCACCAUGGACUCGCGCACGUUUCAGGAGAAGUGGGCCGCCCUCCCCGUGGCCCACACCUGGGAGGCCCCGAUCAGUGCCAGCGCGGAUUGGAGCAGCGUGGAGGCGCGUAUGAGCGCGGAGCAGGUCAUGUGCAUGGCCUCGGGCUCCGUCGGCGGUGUGCACAAGUACUACUUCUUCGCCCAGGAGGAUCGGUCAUCGGCCUACUUUGUCGUGGAGGUGGUGGGCGAGACGGCCAAGGGCCGCCUCACGGCCCGAUUCAAGACGGAGACGGAGCGGGCGCUGCCACACUUCACCCGCCACUUCAAGCUCGCCCUCUCGCGUGCCCUCGCCCUCAACUGA
Molecule: messenger RNA, 2370 nt
Organism: Acanthamoeba castellanii str. Neff
Lineage: Eukaryota; Discosea; Longamoebia; Acanthamoebidae
Product: adaptin subfamily protein
Exons: 17
Coding region: 1-2370 (789 amino acids)
Biological process (GO): intracellular protein transport; vesicle-mediated transport
Cellular component (GO): membrane coat; clathrin adaptor complex
Molecular function (GO): clathrin binding
Source: RefSeq, a predicted model, not a curated record